GGUUUUUACGUACAUAAAAAAGUAUCAAUGAUAAUGAGAAAUGUUUGUGGACUUUAUGAUACUUGUAUGUUUAUAAAAAUUUAAACAUUCAAAUGUGAUUGGAUUUAAUGAUAUUUUAUUAAUUAAUUUUCAUAUGAAGUGAUCACGGAUUUAAAAUCACUGCUGUAUGUGUAUUAAGAUUCUUAUUUUGACAUAAAAGCGUGUGCUAUCUAUUAAACUUGUGUUAUAUACAAAAUAAUGACUGAAACGUCUAACAAAAUAAUCAGUGCUGAAAUUUUAUUGACACCCGAGGCGUGACCUAUUGGCAGUGUUGCCUGAAAGCAAGGCCACAGGCGAUUGGGUGAAUGCUGGGUACCGCCCUCUAUUGAGUGCUACCCAAAACGCAGUCAACAAUGUCCACAGAGUUAAGUCCCGUAGUGGAGAUAAUCCCACUAGAUUCGGUUAGCAGUGUUGGGGAUGAAAAUAUAGGAGUUGAGAACGGGGUGGUCCGAUCUAGUAGCGGGGUAUUGACAGAGUUAGACAGGGUUUCCCCUAGUUAUUAUCUAAAGAGGGAAAAUAUGCCGACGGCCUAUGGCCUUUUGGAUCAAAAUGGAAAUACGACAACGACGGAAAACGACAUUGAGGAACGGCGUGAUGUGUUGGGUUCCCACACUGGCCUUGGACAGCUUGUGGCCACCGUCUCCACGGCCGCCUCGUUUCCGCCUGCGCCUCGCCUUUCCCACACGCCGACUUCCGACUUCCAGCCGCCAUACUUCCCGCCGCCUUACAACCCAAUCUCCCAGCAGCCGGUGGAGUUCCACCCUCACCACGUGAAUGCAGACCCUUACGCCCACCUUGGGGGUUUCCAGACGCCGCAGCAGCACUACCACCAACUCCAGGACCGAAAUGUCCUCCGCCACCGCGAUGACAUCCACAACAUGGCGGGUGGCCUCCAGUCACAUGACCGAAACCGGAACGAGUAUGGCACAAUGUCGCGGACGGAUCUCCUGGUCCCGCGGGCACCUCUGUCCAUCGGAUACGGGGAGGCGGAUCCUGGGAUGCUCUCUCUGCACGCCGGAAAUAUGAUGGAUGAUGGAGGACAGGGAAUGGACGACACAGCUGCCUAUAUGGACCAAAACCAGUCCGUCAUAAGAAAAGGUAUACGACCUAAACUUGAGAACGGCAAGCAGUUGAUGAUAACGACGAAUCUGAUCGGAAGUUCCCCCACGGACGUGUUCUGUUCAGUGCCCGGCCGCUUGUCGCUUCUGUCCUCCACCUCAAAGUACAAGGUCACCGUAGCGGAAGUGCAGCGGCGUCUGUCACCCCCGGAAUGUCUCAACGCCUCCCUGCUUGGGGGAGUCCUUAGAAGGGCCAAGUCAAAGAAUGGCGGACGAUCGUUACGAGAAAAGCUGGACAAAAUGGGAAUGAAUCUUCCCGCCGGUCGUCGGAAGGCGGCGAAUGUUACACUGUUAACAUCUCUAGUCGAAGGCGAAUCUAUCCGGCUGGCCCGGGACUUCGGGUACCUUUGUGAGACAGAGUUUCCGUCGCGUCAGUGUGCGGAAUACAAUACCCGACAGUAUGCCGACCCUGCCGACCAGAUGACACGAAAAAACAUGAUUCUUGCCACAAAACAAAUCUUGAAAGAAUUGAUGGACCUUUUAAAUCAGGACCGAUCACCACUUGGCAACACGAGACCUCAAAUGAUAUUGGAGCCAAAUAUCCAAAGACAUCUUUCACAUUUUAGUCUCAUAACACAUGGUUUCGGAUCCCCGGCAGUGGUCGCCUCCCUUACUUCAGUGCAAAACUAUUUAAACGAAAUGUUGAAAAUCAUGGACAAAAGUUACGCUACGCAAAAUGGCAUGGACCCUAAAAAGACCGAAAAGGACGAGUGAUGUUUAGCUGAAAUAGUGCUCCUUUGAGUUUAGGAUUUCUUACCAGCAAUGUCAUCUUAAGAGGAUCCGGGAUGUCUAGUUAUGACGUUAUAUGGUGAUGGGUAAAGCCAUUGUGUGAAGGGGACCCACAAAGCUUAUAAUACAUGCGUAUACCUUUGCUAUGUGUGUCAAUCUGUAUUCCUUCCGGUUGUUCAGUGUAAUUUCAAAGCGAAAUCCUUUUGGAAACCCAAUCACGUGUAUAUGUGUACACAAUCUGAUGACGUAAGCUGAUUUUGUGCUCCAUUUAUGGUCACGUGAUACAGAAUUGAUCGCGUGAUCUGGAAAUCAAAAGGUUAAUGAAAUGUAAAUGGCGAUUGAUCGAUUUUGAGUUGAUCAGCAGCGGAAAUGUGAUCAUUUACAUUAAUAAUCGCGAUUUGCGGAAUGAUUUAUGCUUGCGCAUUGACAUGAAGGUAUUCCAGGCGUUUUGCAUAUCCAUGGCUGUAUUUAUAACAGUUUAAUGACUUACACUUUAUUAAUUUAAUGAUGAUUAACAUAUAUGUUGGUGAAAUCCAGUGUUUCAAGAUUUCAAUGUUAUAUAUUCAUAUAUAUAUUAUAGAAAGAUAAAGAUUUUGUAUUUAACAAUGAAAGUGCGAUUUUUGGCACGGGAUGAAACAACUUGGAAACCAUCAAAUGUGCUAAAUGUAGUAUUCACAUUGGGCCAAUUGUUCAGAACGUUGUUAAAGUUAACAACGUUGUUAACGGCUUCGUUAUUAUCUUUAAAAGAUGCAAUAUUUUAUGAAUAGCUAAUAUACUUGCGUAAAACAAGUACAGCUGAAACAGUUGUCUAAAUUACUGCAAAUCACCGAUGUAUUAUUUAACUCUUCCAGUACAGAAACGCAUUAAAGGUCACAGCGAUGACGUUAACAACGUUGUGAACUUUUUCAAUUUUUCUGAACAAUCGGCCGAAUGUUGUUAUUUAAACAACAUGAAUAACCAUUUAUGUCUUAAGAUAUGUUUGCGUCCGUCUGUUUCACGACCGACUUAAGAUCGCAUUUUCAUUGUUUUAUAAAUCAAGAAUAAAUCGUGAUUUGAAGAAUAAGUAUUACAAGUUGUAACAUAUUUGAAAGGACAUAUUUUUAUUCUUCGAAACUAAAACCGCAGUUGCGGUAUCAUUUAUUUCAAACUGUAUGUACAGAAUAUUACCAUACAUGUUCUAUUUAUUACUUCUUUUUUCAUUUUGUAUUUUACUCCUAUUAUUGUAACCAACAUUUUUCAUAUCACUAUUCAUAGGUAACAGUUGUUUACAUUUAAAAAAUGAUCAGGAUUUUUGGUUAAAAUCCCCAUAAAAAAUCCCAAUUCAUUAUCAUCAGUUUAUUUUUAAGUUAUAUUGGUGCUUUUAUUUGUAAAUUUUGAUUGUUUUGUUUUGUAUAAAAUCACAUGUCAAAAUGACUUCUAGUCCGGAUACGCGCAUCAAUAGUUCAAUGCUAGACUGGUUUAAACACAUGUUACUAUAAAUAGCAUGCGUUAGGGCAAUGUUGCAUUUAGCUUUUUACAUUCACAUGAUUUACGCAACUUUGCAUUUGUUGAAAAAAAAAACGUUUUUAAACCAUUCGGAGCUCCUCGGCCAUUUUUAUCGAAAACAACCUCGGAUGUAUUUGGGCGGUUUACAUACUCAAAAAGUGGUACGUUUAAGUCCGCUGCAAGUAGAUCGCGUAGUGAUUUUAUUUAGCAGUUAAACUUUAUGACUUUACUCCUGGAAAACUUAAUUAUGUUUGCAAUAAUAUACUUCACAAGCAAUCAAUUUAAACUUAGAUCAAUAAAUACAAUUCUAAAACACUACAUUUCAUAAAUGAUAUAAUUCAAAAAUUUACGAACUACUUCAACUGAUGUACCGGCAUACAUCAGAGGUUGUUUUCGAUAAAAAUGGCCGAGGAGUUCCGAAUGUUUUUAUACAUACCAAUAGUUAAAACUGUAUUUCUUACAUCAUACGCACGCAUCUAUGAGUGAUAUGUUUGUGUUUAAACAUUUUAAAUCUAGAAUACGAAGGUGUUUUUUUUUCAAGAAAUAUUUCUGUUUUUGUCUACUGGUCCAGCCCCUGUUUAAAUAUACCGAUUCAAAUCAAAGACGACUAACUGCUGUUUUUCGUAAAUUAGUGUACGGCAUAUUUGAAAAAAGCUGACAGCCCAUUGGACAAAAUAUAAUUAUGAACACUAAGUGAAAAACAAUCUCUUUAUGGUUGUAAUUGCCUAUUGAAUUCGAUAUCAUUUUCAACUGAACACAAGAAGAAAAUAUUAAUUCCCAAAAUGCUGAAUGAAAAAUUAUUUUAAGAAUUUAAAGUAAUAAGGAUUUCAUUUUUCCCUAAAAUGAGAUUAUUAACGAGAAGUUUGUUUUUGAAUCGAGAAUUAUGUAUAAUUGUGUGCAAUGAUUAUUUUGUCAUUUAUAUGUUAUGUGGUAAAAUUAUUAAAUUCCAUUUGAAUAU
Molecule: messenger RNA, 4329 nt
Organism: Mya arenaria
Lineage: Eukaryota; Metazoa; Mollusca; Bivalvia; Myida; Myidae
Product: transcription factor AP-2-beta-like
Exons: 7
Coding region: 393-1871 (492 amino acids)
Biological process (GO): anatomical structure development; regulation of transcription by RNA polymerase II; regulation of cell population proliferation
Cellular component (GO): nucleus
Molecular function (GO): DNA-binding transcription factor activity, RNA polymerase II-specific; RNA polymerase II transcription regulatory region sequence-specific DNA binding
Source: RefSeq, a predicted model, not a curated record